UCUCAUUUCGACUUGACGAUGCCUCCUCAAGCCUCUGGUAAAGCUGUUAAAAAGGCCGGAAAGGCCCAAAAGGCUGUUCGUGCCGGUGAUAAGAAAAAACGCAAGAAGCGUAGGAAGGAAUCUUUCGCUAUUUACAUCUACAAAGUUUUGAAACAGGUGCAUCCUGAUACCGGUAUUUCCAGCAAAGCCAUGUCAAUCAUGAACUCUUUCGUGAAUGACAUUUUCGAACGUAUCGCAGCCGAAUCUUCCCGAUUAGCUCACUACAACAAGAGGAGCACAAUUACCAGUCGGGAAAUUCAAACAGCUGUGAGGCUUUUGUUGCCUGGUGAAUUGGCCAAGCACGCAGUUUCCGAAGGAACCAAAGCUGUCACCAAGUACACUAGCUCCAAGUAGAAAAAUGGAAUCCCUCGUUUAAAAAAAA
Messenger RNA from Argiope bruennichi, 421 nucleotides. Its product is annotated as histone H2B. The record is from RefSeq and is a predicted model, not a curated record. Gene Ontology annotation, cellular component: nucleosome. Bases 19 to 393 code for a protein of 124 amino acids. Gene Ontology annotation, molecular function: structural constituent of chromatin; DNA binding; protein heterodimerization activity. The transcript has a single exon. Lineage: Eukaryota; Metazoa; Arthropoda; Arachnida; Araneae; Araneidae.